Messenger RNA from Amoebophrya sp. A120, 13234 nucleotides. NCBI's taxonomy places the organism in Eukaryota, Dinophyceae, Syndiniales, Amoebophryaceae. The record is from the annotation of a GenBank genome assembly.
AUGUUCGACGACCACGACAAGAGCCUGACCUCCAGCAAGGAGAGCGCUUUGACCGAUCAGACGGAAGAGGACGAGAAUCAUGACAACCGAAAUUUCGAACAUAUCAAAUGCAAAAAUGUCUGGGUCUGGAAGAAUGCAACUUGUCAUGCUAAAUCCGAAGCAUGCAAAAAUCUGUGCUGCAUGAUUACCAAAAGUCGUCCAGAUUUGACCAAGUCGGGAGGGAGUUUCUCAUGCAGGAUAGGCAUGAGAGAGAUCGCGCAGAAUCUGUCAUGCUAGGUCCUGCAUUCCAGACCUCAUGGGUCAUGGAAAAGCUGCAUGACAAGUCGCGCAUUCUUCCAGAUGACCCAGACACUUUGCAUUUGAUAGAACAGCACGGUGAACCAAACGAAAGCAACUCCGGACCAUCAGCCUCGUCCAGCGCGGCAGGGAGUAGGACAGGCACGAAGGAAACGAAAGAGGCGAUACAGGAAAAUAAGUACAGCAAUCGGGGUGCGGUCGUGCCGGGGUCAUCUACAGCCUUGGCACGAGGCGGAGGACUUCUACAACAAGGAGUCGUUUCCCCAAGAGGCGAGGCAGUAUUACACCAUCACCACCCGAACACCGCCUUGUCCGCGGUGCAAUUUUCAUCCGAGAUGAGCUGCAAUUUUUCGGCGCAACAAGCUACUCCAAGUUCCCCGAGCAAAAGCCCCGCGCAGCAGCAGCAGCAGCAUCACCAAAAUCUGAAGAAACGCACCGCGACGGCGAUGCUGAAUGAGAGGGGCUACGUGGAUCCGGGUAGUCCCGCUCGAGCUGGAGCUGGUGCAAGUAGCAGUGGCAACAAAUCCCCGCUUUUCCUGGCGAAAAGCAAGGGGAUAAUAGGUGGUGGCGGUGGCUCCUCUUCCAGCACGGGGAUGAUCACAGGUAGUUCCGGUAGCAGGAUGAUCAACCUGAACAAUGCUGGAACCACAAGUAGCAUCGGGAGUAGCAUGACAAACUUCGGGUCUACUAGCACGACGAGGACGAACAGUAAGCAGAGGAUACUCCAAACCCAAGACAGCACGAUGUCGACGACGUCUGUGCAGUCGAACUUGAGUGUGCAAUCUGAUUCCCGACAAGCAUCAAAUCGUCCAAACAAUUCUCCCACGCGUGGUGGUGUUCCUGGAGUUGUUAUCGCACCAGGAGCAGCUGCUCGGUCGUCCCAGCAAGCUCAGUACAACCAUCUCCGAAUCAGCCGCAUGCAGCGGAAAACCGCUUUAGGAAUGAACAUCGCGAUCCAGGCGGAGAAGGGCAUCCCCUUGAACGCAAAAAUCACGAUCAUACAGGAGAUCGACGAAUACCGUGGGUUAAACUGGUUCGCGUGGGUCUACCACUUGUUUUAUCCUGUGCAAAAGUAUCGUAUUCGUAUUGCGAUCAUGCAUUACAAAUCGUUUUCUUAAGGUAAAUCAGCAUUACAAAUUUUAUUUCUCAUGCUAAGGAAAUUUGCAAUGCAUUUAUACGAGUGCGAUGCUUUUGCAAUGCAUACGUUUUCCCUCAUUUUGAUCUUCAUCGCGAGCUACUGCUGGUUCGGGCCGCUGACAAGCAUGCUGAUCACCAUCGGGUGUAUUUUACACCUCUUUUCAGCCUCUCCCGAUGGGACGAAAAGGAAUCAGUGGAACAUCUGGGUUUCUCUGUACGCGGAGAUCACGACCAUAUGGUGCUUGAUCAUCGGCGUCAUGAAUCUCUGGGCGAAUUCUGCGUUAGCUGCGGCGGAGAAAUUAUUGAAAGGAAAAAUCCCCCCUCCUCAUAUUGAAAAGGUAUGUCACCGAAAAUCUGUGUUGCUGAUUUGAGGUCACAAAUCAUAUUUGUCUAUGCAAGAAGGCAACUCUAUCUCUACAGUGUCCGCCGCAUUAUGCGGACGGUUUGUGAUGCUGCUUGGGCUACUGCAUAGACGUUUGUGAUGUUAAGCGUCCACGUCAGAAGCUCUGCACUCAGGCGCGGCAUCUGCCUCCAAUCCUGUACUGCAAGACAGCGCCGAUUUUUGUACGGAAAUCCAGAGUCAGAAACUUCGUUUUGAUAUGGGGAGGGGGGGUUUUUCCUUACGAUAGAAAUCCGGAACGGGAUCCUCCCAGAUCAACCCGACGAACUUCUCGCUGUUAUCCUUCGCGUAUGCUGCGCAAAAGUAUCGUACUCGUAGUAAUUGCAAAUCUGCAUGGCAAACCUUCCUCCUAAGGUAAAACAGCAUUACAAAUUUCACUUUUCUUCUUGCCAAAAGUUGUAAUGCAAUUUAUACUAGUAAGUUACUUUUGCAAUGCAUAUCGCGUACUGGCGGAAUUUCAGCUUUAUCCUCUUCGCUUAUCGAAACCUCUGGGUCUGGAAUUUCCUUUCCCGCACGGUGAUCUUCGGGUGGAUGAUGCUGAUUGCGUACAUCAACGCGGAAGUGAGCUUCAUGAAAUACUACGAAGAGGAGUACAGCAAUUUUAGAAUCACCAUGCGGAAGCUCGUUUCAGAGUACGAUGUGCGGUUCUCCCAGGCGCAGCAGUUGCAGAAUCAAGGGACAACCUGCUCUUCUAGUAGCUCUACAUUAGGAACAAAUGGCACCAGCUCGUCGGCUUCUCUAGACCACGAAGGGAAUGGCGACGAGGAAGUAGAUAUUCCACGAAAAAACUGCUGCACUGUGAUGGUUUUGCAAGAUCCGCAGCACAAAUUUGCUACACAUGACACAGAAAAUUUGCCAUGCGCGCCUUCCAAGGGAAAACACGCUGAAAAAUCCAACGCCUUGCAGCUGUAGCAAGACAAAUAGUGCUGUGUUCAAUUCUAUGCAUCACAAGUUCACAGUGAAACAGUUUUUUCUUGCGAUAGUAGACGACGACGAGCUAAUGAGACGAACCACCAUGGCACUACCAAGGAUGAUAUGGAUUGCAAAUAUGUCUGGGUCUGGAAACUUGUAAUGCUAAAAGUGAAUGGUACUAGACGCACCACAGUACGCAGCUACGCAUGACAAAUUUUGUGGCUCCCAUGUCUUACGUAUAAUUCCGCAUGGCAAACUGCGUUUUGGCAUGACAGGUAAGAGGGCCUUUUCGUCGUGCCUAUGCAACACAGAUUCUCGAGUCAUGCCAGACAAGCAUGACAAACUUGCAUUCUUCCAGACCCAGACAUUUUUGCAUUUGAUAGAUGACCGCAGCCGUUCCGCCUUCGCCCAAGAGCGGCACUGCUUAUCCUGUGCAAAAGUGUCGUACUCGUAGUAAUUGAAGUCAUGCAUUAACGAUCUCGUUCCCAAGGCAAAUCAACAUGACAAAUUCCAUUUGUCAUGCUGAGCGAACUUGUAUUGCCAUUACUACUAGUACGAUACUUUUGCAGUUCAUACUGCUGGUGGUGGUGCUGUCAUCUCUGAUGCUGCGAUGAAUGAAGAUGCGAAAGAAGUAGUAGAGGAUGCACCACCUCUAGAUGAUCUUCCCUCGGAGCUCCAGCGAGAGAUCGACAGGUCGCUCGGUGGUGGAUCAACUUUGAUCAUGUCCAACGGGGGUGGAACUAUGACUACAGAGAAUGACAGCGUCGUCCUCGACUCCUCCGCCACCUCAACCUCCGACCUCUUGACCAGUUCUCUUGUUCCCAGCGGCAAUUCUCUCCCCAGAAUACAAAUCAUCAACGCGAAUCCGAAUGAACCAGGGAUGUUGAUGCCAGUGGUCUCAUCAACAACAUCUGCAGAGGUAGUUGAUGUGACGAGCGACGAAGCCGCCGCCACGACAUCCACUUUUUCAGGUACAACUUUGCGAGAGCGGAAGGCAGUGCCAGGUACUCCUACUCCUGCGCCAGAGAUGUUGAGCAAGGACGAGCAGCCUGUGCCUGUCGUGGUCCCGAAGAAGCACAUUCACUUUGGAACCACGAAUAAAAACCUCCACCACACGAACAGCAGUUUAAACAGCAACAACUCCUCCAUCCACGUUUCCAUCCUCUCCACUUCCACCAUCUCCUCCGCUUCCGGCGCGAUUGAAGAGUUUCACAACCUCUCCCAGCGCGCCUUCGAGAGAAUAUCACAGGAAAAAGUGUUUAACGUUAACGGAAUUUGUGAUGCAGCAAAAGCAAUGCAUCACUAAAUAACGUGCCAAAAUUUGUCAUGCAUAGCAUGCAUAUUGGGCUACAUUUGUGAUGCAUCACUGCAAUCGGUGAAGAAAACCGUUAAUCUUAAAAACUUUUUCUUGUGAUAGAGGAAGCAGCUGUUCCAGAAGCAGGCCCACAACGUGAUCGUGUUCUUCUAUCAAAUGUAAAAGUGUCUGGGUCUGGAAGGUUAGAACUUGUCGUGCUAAAUCUGAACGAUGCAGAAAUCUGUGUUGCGUGAGUGCCUAAAGCUGUCCGCUUUUGCCCAAGUUGAGAGGGAGUUUCUCAUGCAGGAAAGGCAUGAUAGAGACCUCAAAAAAUAUGUCAUGCUGGGUCUCGCAUUCCAGGCCUCAUGGGUAAUGGAAAACCUGCAUCACAAAGCUUGCAUUCUUCCAGACCCAGACAUUUUUGCAUUUGAUAUCUUCAGUAGGUGUACAAGAUUUCUGGAGAUGAAUCUCAAAACUCUUUUCUGGUACCCGUUUCUGAACAAAAAAGUCCUCGGGAAGGUUAUGACCUGCUCAAACGUUACAAUCUCAAGCGUUACAAUAGAAUCUGAGAUCUGUCUUGCAUGAUGAACAUGACAGACUCGGACAGCAUUCCACUUUCUGCAAUACAAAUUUCGCCAGAUUGUAGUGCGGAUUGGGACUCCAGAAUUUGUCAUGCGCGAUCCUAUGAGAGUUGGCUAGAUCAUGCACUCUUGCAUCACAGAUUUCCAUAUUCUAUUGCAACGUUUGAGAUUGUAACACCUGAGCGGGUUAUAAAGGUUCUUUUUCCGAGACCGCAAGAGCCGAUCGUCUUCACGUUUGACUUAUGCAUUGCAAAAGCAUCGCACUAAGUAUAAAUUGCAUUACAAAUUAGCCCAGCACUACAAAUUAAAUUUGUCAUGCUGAUCUACCUUGAGAAAGAAAUUUGUAAUGCAUAAAUGCAAUUGCUACGAGUGCGAUACUUUUGCAAAGCAUUUGACUCCUCCGAGCUGAAUGAGCUAAGUCGGAUGAAGCGGAAGUUGAAGCAUUUAGACGAAAAAAUCUACGUUGGCGGGUACUACGUAGAGUACGUUUUGUCCGCUCUGCUUCCCUCCCGGGUGUACAACAGCAAGAACAUCCGACGGUGGAUCAUCUGGGUGUUGGACAUUUUGCUUCCCUGUUGCUUCCUAAUCGCCGCGGUGCACCACUUAUGCUGUGCAAAAGUAUCGUACUCGUAAUCGUAUAAAUGCAUCCAUUACAAAUUUCCCCAGCAUGAGAAAUGAAAUCUUUCAUGCGGAUUUCCCUUGAGAAAAAAACUUGUAAUGCAUGAAUGCAAUUACUACGAGUACGAUACUUUUGCACAGGAUACCACUUCUACCAGUUCGUCAUCCACAAGGUGCAAUUUUUCGGCCGCCUGGAAACCGACCCCAUCAUGAUUUUCUUAUGAAGUGCAAAAGUGUCUGGGUCUGGAAGAGUCAUGCUGUUUUUGCAUGACCCAGAAGGUCUGGCAUGGGAGCUCUAGCAUCACAGGUUUCAGGAAGCUUUCGCAAUGAUGCCGAAUCCGCAGGACAAAUCUCCCAUUUAAUUUUGGUGACAGAAAGUGGGCAUCUUUUGCUACCUAUGCAUGAGAGAUUUUUCUGUGUCCUCAAGUGCGCAGCACAAGUUUGUACUCGCUCAGAAACAGACCACAUAUUUGCAAUCCAUAUUUCUUACGAAAAUGCGAUUCGUACGCGAGUUACAAAGCGGAACAGUGGUUCGGGGACAACACAGCGGCGAUUGCGUUGUAUUACACCCCCGGGUUUAUCCGCGACACGGUGUUGUACUUGACGAACUUCGUCUUCGCGACGUUAUCCUACACGUUACAAAGGAAAACGCCUAAUUGGAAAGGGAUAGCGACUUUUCCAAAACUUUUACUUUGACUUUUGGCAAAAUCGCUAUUUUGAUCGUCGGCAAUCCAUGCUUUGCGAAAAUUGUUUGGACCGUGCUGCCUGUUGCUGGUAAGUCCGCACUUUGGGAGUGGCAGAGCAUGAAAGGGCGGCACCUCUUCGCCGCGGCGUGUGCCCGCCAGCUGCCUCCCAUUUUGAUCGACGCCUCCAAGCAGGCUGCGGGAAAUGCCACCCGCCGCGCAUCGGACGGGCAGCGCCUCCGUGGUCGGUUGUUCGCGAUUAUUCGCGAGCGCUGUGGGGCCCUGUGCGCAUUUUGUGCACCUUUUGAAGUGGUGCGAGGGCGCUGGCCUUUGGCCUUUCAGUAUUCGCCCGGAUGUUGAUCGCCGCCUCGCGCUUCGGAAAUGCCGGGGCGCGUCGGCCCUCUUCGCCCUGAGCGCCUUUUAAAUAAGCAAUGGCACUGGCUGCCACUGCCAGGGCCCGAAACCGAAUGGGCGCGCCGCCCCGCCGCGGUGUCUUGGAUGGCACGCCGGCCGCGCGCUGCCUGUCCUACGUACCUUCAGCCCCCUACAUUCUGGCCCGCCGCUUGCCCAUUCUUACAAAAUAGAGGCUGUCGCGCCCCGGCAGUCUGUUUCCUGCCCGCCUUUCCGCGGUUACGCGACGCGACCGAAGCGCGCGCCAAAGGCGCCCCCCUUUUGCAACCAACGGGCAGAGGCGGUUCCUCCGCUCGUCUCGCUAGCGGUGGCAGAAGUGUCAAGGGCCUGCGGACGGGGGGCCACCCCGAUGGCCGGCGCGUGAUAUGGGUCUGUGGCGCGCUGUGGUGGCGCCACCUGUCUUUUUCGGUUGCCCGUCUAUUCUGCUUCGCCUGCUUGAACGAGAGAAGCAAAGAGGCAGCAUACCAUGCGGUCCGACGUCGGACCGCAUGGUAUGGUGCGCGAUGGUGGGCCAGCCUCACGCGCCAGGCCGUCCGUGCGUGCGGCAUCGCGUCGCGAUGUGGGGCCGACCUCCCCCGGUUGGGUGGGCUUCCCCGGUGGGGUGUUCUUUGGUUCAGGAAAUGGAUAACGCAACUCCCCCGGGUGGCCCGCCCCACAAGCGAGCCGGCGGGCGGGGGCCCCGUGGCCCCUCUGGUAUGUUGCCCUCCAGCACGAGCCUGCGUGCCUGGGUGGUUUGCCUUCUCUUGUAGGAUGUACCGCAGCGACCCCGUGGGCCGGCUGUAUCUCUGCAGCUUUCCCGACAAGAACCGCCAAAAACGGCCGGGGGCUUGGGGCGUUGGCUCGCGUUUUUUCGCAUGUUGAAGAUGAAAAAAACCCAAGCGCGCCCGCCUAUUUGGUUUUGUCUUACUUCAAUGAAUGCAGUCGCCGGUGGGCUCAGUCGGCCGCCGGGGGAAAGACUGUCUGAAAAAAUGACGUAGGGGGGUCGGCAAACGUGGCACCCUUCUCAGGCGCCGGCCGCGUGCGAUUCUGGCGCGCGACUUGGGGCGCCCAAAAGGGCGCCCCAAAAAACCCGCCCGAAGCCAGAACAGCGAAGCCGUAUGGCAGGGCCGCGAAACCGGUCGCGAAUCGAAAGCGGCCGCCCUUUUGCCGGGUUCUCAGCGGGGGGGCGCUAGCUUUGCAAAAGGCGCGGGCGCGAAAAAUAAUAAACAACGCAAAAAAGAAGAAACGCGCCAAGCGCGCGAAGCCAGCCCGCAUUCUAUGGGCCCGCUUUUCCUUCGGUUUUUGGGCGCCCCCCGCGGUGCCCGGGUCGGCCCGAUAGCAUCGGGGUUGGCUUUCGGGAAGGCGUUUUGGCAAGUUGCCCAAUGUCUGCCAUUUUCCCCAACCGGCCGCCAUACCGUGCGGCAUAACCUUACCCACCCCGGCACGGCGGGCCCAGAAAAAACAAAAAAGUGGCGUGGGCCAAGGUCGGCGGGCAAAGAAGCGGCGCCGGCCUCAUUAUCUCCGCCCCGGCGGCAAUAUUUGGCGCAUUGAAGUAGGCGCGCAGCACGCCGCGCGGCCCGGCCUCGCACGUUCGGGCCGCAUGGCGUGGCGCGCUUCGGUGGAGCUGCCCGCGCCUCACGUUUUUGCGUGGCGCCCUUCUUUGGGCGUUAGCUAGAGGCCGUCCGGCCUGCCCCUUUCUCUUUCAUAUUCGCCGGCCCCCCGCACUUACAUACAUACAAAGCGGCGAGACCAUGCCGCCGCUCCAGAGUGCUCCGCCUCGGUCGCGGCGGCCUUGCGCGGCCGGCUUUUCGCGAGUAGAAAGGGCGCCGGCGCAGCAGGGGCGCGCGCGGGGCGCCACUCACAUGUUGCCGCGCCGGCGCGCGCAAUAAGUUCGCCCAGGAGGCUCUGUCCCCAUUUUCGGGGAGACCGCCUCAGCCAUGUAGAAAAGGGGGGGGGCAGCGGGAUUCUUCGCAAGCCUGGCGGAUGUGCAAGCCUUCCGGCUUUUCGGCUUUUGAGGGCGCGACGAAAUCUUCUGCCUGAGUGCCGAAAGCCUGCCGAAAACUUGCCGAAAACUUUCCCCCGAACUUUCCCGCUUCGGGAUCAUUUUUGGACUCGAAAACUUUUGGAUGACUUUUCAACUCCCGGUCUGUAACUUUUGGUCGACUUUUAAACGGGAGAAUUUUUCGGGAAGGUUUCGCGGAAGGUUUUCGCCGACUUUUCGGGAAAGUUCGGGGGAAAGUUUUCGGCAAGUUCUCGGCAAAGUAUCCGGCAGAGUUUUCGGUAGAGGGGCGGAAAAGCUUCGCCGCCCGGCGCCUGCCCUUUGUUCCUGCCCGCCAGCCGGGCCGCCCUCGGGCGGCUGCCUUGCGCCCGAAAAGAGGCAGGCACAGCCCCCCGGCAGGCACGCCUGCGGUUAUUGCGCACGGGCGUAGCCAGGCAAGCGGCCGGCCCCGCCCCGGCGGGCGGGCGGCGCUACGUUGUCGCAUGCGCCACCGGGCAGCGGAUUCACGCCCCGGGGGCGCCGGUGCGCGUGUAGCUUGCUGCGAACCAAGAGAGGGCGCCCGGGCUUCGGCGUUUGCUACCGACCCCCUGAACUUGGCGCGUUGCGCCGUUCGGGGCGCGUUCGGGGCAUGCGCUCCGCGUGCUCCACACUUGCGGCGGCCGGCGGGCUCUCGGGGGCCCGGGCGCCGCUGGAGUUGGCGUCGGUUUGCCCAAACCCAUAGACGGAAGGAACACCCGGCCCGGCCGCGCCAUUCCUUCGCCCCCCCGCCCGCGACCGACCUAGACCGGGGCCACAAUGUGCCGGCCGGCAACAGCCGCGCGGGCGUGGCGCCGGCGCACUGCCGAGCCCGGGCGGGGGAGGCGUGUUAUUGGGGUGCCGAAGCGAUUCCGCCGCAUCCGCCAGGCGCCAGCCGGCCGGAGCCGGCCUGCCUGGGGGCCUCCCACCCUCUGAUAUGGGGGGGCGCCUGCAUGUUGGGCCCCGCCGGCCUGCCUGCGCGCCUGGAAUACCGGGCGGCGCCGCCGCGGGUCUACUUCCUACGUGCCGGCGGCCCGAUUGCCACCCAUCGCUCGUCUCGCCCUUCGCUCGCCCUGCGCCCCACCCUGUGGGCCGGGAUUGGGCGAUCCGUUUCGUCUCUAUCUGGUCAGCCAGGGCGCCUGUGCCUUUGCUGUUUUGCUUUUCCGACAAGCAUACCGCGCGGUCCGACGUCGGACCGCAUGGCACGCUCGACACCGUUUCGGGCGGGGCGAGUCAUGUUGGGGCGCCGGGCGAUGUGGUUGGUGCACGGGCGGAACUGCGCCCCUGCGUGCGACGUAGCGGAGGGGGCGUCGUGGGAGCUUAGUUACCCUCGGGGCCUGUUUGCUUGCUACGUGUGGGGCUGUCGGACGGUAAGCCGCUGCUGCGUGUGCCCAGCGUGCCAAAUAUAGCCUCCGUGGCGGAGGUGGUGAGGUCGGUGCCGCUGGCUGCCUUGCCCGCCGACCGUUGCCCUGGCCAGCCACUGCGUCCUUUUUCUGGGCCCCCCCGUGCCGCUUUUGGUAUGGCCAUGCCGUGUGGCUUGGCCGUCUUUUGGAAAGCAUGGCACUUCUUUGCCAAAUUUUCAGAACCCCUGUCCGAAAGCUACCCCUGGCGGUAUGGGGCCGAUCCGGGCGCCGCGGUGGAGCGCCCUGAAACCGAAGGCAAGCCGGUCCCAUGGCAUGGGGAUUGGCCUCGCGCGCUUUUGCUUUUCUGUGUUUUUUCUUUGCGCGCCGGCACCCUUUGCAAAGCUUCCGCCACAUAGAAACCGGCGAAAAGGUGGCGGCCGCUUUCGCGGCCGGCCAAAUGCUCCGAACGGAGCCCCGGCCCUGUCGUGUGGCUUCGCUUUUCUGAUUUGCCGCGAGUUUUUUGGGGCGCUCUUUUGCGCGCCCCAAAUCGCCAGAACCCCACGCGGCCGGCGCCUCAGCGGGGUGCCCCUUUUCUUUGUCGGCCCUCCUGUGUCGAGAGUAUUAUCAGCCGGCGACCGAUAGAACCCGGCGCCGGCGGUUCGUUGAAGUCAAACAAAGCCCAACAGGCUGGCGCGCUUUGAUCUUCCUCAUGUGGAAAAGCGCGAAACAGCAGCACGCACCGCCGGCAGCUUUUGGCCGGUGGUUGCUUUGCAUUAAGAAAGCUGCCAGGGUCGGGCCGUUUCGCGGUGGCGGCCCGCCGGCGGCGGGAGGCGCGGGGGAGCGCCGUGGUUCGCGGUGUUUGUGAGGCUUGGGCGCGCGCGUUUUUUGGCGAGGGCGCGUGCUGCCCGGUGCCCGGUUGCGUCGGGUUUAGGGUCUGGCGGACCGGCCCCCUUCCCUGUGUCGGUAGCCCUCCUCCUAGUCCGUUCCCGGGUAGGCCUUCCGGGCCUGGGGGGGGGCGGGUGGGUGCGAUGGGCGGUCAUGGCCUUUUUCUUUAGGGCGCCCGCGCCGGCAGCCGUUGGCUGGGUGCGGUCGGCGGGUGCCCGGCGCGCGCACGCUUCGGCGGGUUGAAAGGCGGUCGCUCGGGCUUCGCCGAUCACCCGCGGGACAAGAGGAGGCGUCGGCGCCCAAGACCUCGCAGGCGCCCCUGUUCUGUCGCUACUUGGAGUAUCUUCGUUGCGUUUUUUCGUUCUGACUCGCUUUAUCAAAUCGUUUUCAAUACCCUGAAAUCCUGAAAAGUCAAACGAAAAGUUUUGGAAAAGUUCGAAUCGCCCGCCAAUUAGGCGUUUUCUUUUGCAAACACGCUUCAUUUAAUCUGGAUCUUCGUGAUUCCAAUAGACGAAUUUCUCACGUAUUUGAGAGCCAGGUAUGACAGUGCACAACCCCCCUCCCCCUCGUUUGUAUUGCGCGAAUAGCAAUACAAACGCCAGCGACCCUGGUGGAGCCUGUGCAUGACAAAUUUGUGUACCUACUGUAGUUGAUUGUUUGGGCUCUCGAAAUUUGUCAUGCAUAAUAGUGACGCAAGGGAGCAACUGUAAUUGUGGAUUUUGCAUGAGAAAUGAGGGGGGCGGGGAGUUGUGCACAGUCAUACCUGGUGGAACUCGUUGAUGAAUUUCGUGCGGCCGGUGAAAAACUUCUUCUUCGACCCGAUAAUCUCCCUACUGUUCUUCCUUCACGGCACGAUCUACCCGCUACUCGCGAACUUGGACACAACGGCAAUUUUAGCGACGGUGUUUGACAUCAUGCAGUCGAAGAUUAUUUGGGGGAUACCGGUUUCCGGCCGGAGUUUAGGUUGGUGGCGGUGGGUUAGUGAAUACUUCUUGAUGUUUUACGAGUUUUCCGGACUGAAGAAAUUCGUCGACUGGCUGAUCAUAUUAUGCAUUGCAAAACAAGUACCGUACUAGUACUAUACUAGGAAUUAUCGCAAUACAAAUUAGCGCAGCAUGACAAAUGCAAUUUGCCAUGCUGAUUUAGCUUGGUCAGGCGAUUUGUCUUGCAUGAUUGAGAUGAUUCGUACGAGUACGAUACUUCUGCACUGCAUACGUCCCCGCUUUUUACAAAUACGUUUUGAAACGGCCGCCACCAAGCCCGCCAGUUAGUCCCAGACCGGAUGUGAGUAUGAGGGACGGUGGUGGUGGUUUCAGUACGAGAGGGAUGAAUGAGGACAGCGCCGACACGUCCGGACCACCCUCCCCGGAAAUGACGCCACCACCCGGUGGUGCGAUGACGCAGCUGUCAGGGAGUAGAGACGUGACGCCAACGCCCUUCAGGCUGGAGCUGCCGACCAUAAUGCCGGUCGUGACGGAUAAUUACGCCACGUCGAUUAAUGAGCCGGUUUUAUCCAGUGCCCCACUGUCGUCUUCCAGUCAUGUUGUAGAAGGAGAGCCGAGCAGCCAGAACAACAGCACUACUACUUCUUCUAUGCCGAUCCUGCUCGGUAAAUUAGGAUCGACAGAAAACACGCUGGCGUCGAGAGUAGCGGCAGAGCAGAUGAGCGCCGGGUCUUCUUGCACAGGAGACAACGUUAUGCAUUGCAAGAGUAUCGUACUCGUAUAUUAAAUGCAUUACAAAUUUCCUCAGCAUGAGAAAUACAAUCUGUCAUGCGGAUUUACCUGAAGAAAAGAAAUUGUAAUGCUUGACUGCAAUUAGUACGACUACGAUACUUUUGCACAGGAUAAACGUGAUCCCGAUAAGCUCUUGCGUUGACCAUGUGAAGCAGGUGGUAAGUGAUCUUGGAGGGGUCAACAGUCCUUCACCAGUCCUCGACUAUGGCAACAAAAAACAAGCAAGACAAGAACCGCGGCGCGAUUUCGAUUUGAAAUCCUCUUCCGACGAGCUAUUACGAGAAGAGCUGUUGAGAUCUUCAGCUGCGGAGAACGACUAUGAGACAAUAUCCUGUGAAAAAGUAUCGUACUCGUAGUCAUUGCAUUUAUGCACUACAAAUCUCUUUUUCAAGGCAAAACAGCAUGACAAAUUCCAUUUGUCAUGCUGGCCGAAUUUGUAAAUGCGAUUUCUACUAGUACGAUGCUUGUGCAAUGCAUAGCCAACGUUUCAUCUAGACGAUCUCCCCGGUUGGAGAGAUAAGCAUGGAGCUACUUCGACAAGAAUAGUAGACGAUAGGUCUGGCGUUUCCAUGCAUGACGAGAGGACGAACAUCAAGCAAAUUAUCCAAAUCCCCUCAAUGCAGAAGGAAACCAGCAGCAACUCCCUAGCGGACUCGCAGCACACGUCUUCCUCGAACGACUUGCCGUCAGAAGAAAUGCUACUGUCGAACGCGAAUUUAUCGCAUGACAAACUGAAGCGGGCAAGGAGUUCUGGCGAUCACAGCAGGGAUGAAAAUAUUUUCGACAAACCGUUGAUCUACUCAACCAGCAGCUCGGCGUCUUCCGCAACCUCCUCUGCGAGGGGAGAACAAAUGACAAAGGAGAACUCAUCUAUGUCCCUGAAAAAAUUGACCCUGCGACGUUCUUCCGCUUCAGUAGUGGAUGUGUGGCCGACCACAGGGUAA